Hemiscyllium ocellatum (epaulette shark) is the source of this 3741-nucleotide messenger RNA. RefSeq names its product FERM, RhoGEF and pleckstrin domain protein 2 (gene farp2). Gene Ontology annotation, cellular component: cytoskeleton. The coding region runs from base 89 to 3361 and encodes 1090 amino acids. NCBI's taxonomy places the organism in Eukaryota, Metazoa, Chordata, Chondrichthyes, Orectolobiformes, Hemiscylliidae. The transcript is spliced from 27 exons. The record is from RefSeq and is a predicted model, not a curated record. Gene Ontology annotation, molecular function: guanyl-nucleotide exchange factor activity; cytoskeletal protein binding.
GGCUGAGGGGGAAGAUGGCGACGCUGGAGGACGGUUGGCUGCAGCGGCGCUGAGAGUGGAGGCAACAUCUGCUGCCUGUUGGUGAGCUAUGGAUGAGAUGGAGGGAACGUAUCGUGUGCUGCAGACUCCAGGGGCUAGACUCGGAACACAGACAAAUGCAGCGAUCAGUACGUUGGAGCCAGGGCAAAGCCUCUCUCUGGCAUCAUCUCAGAAAGCCCGGGGCAAAGGAAUCCAACUUACAGUCCUGUUGCUGGAUGAUGUACAGGAGCAAGUUGAAGUUGAGCAAAAAGCUUAUGGCCAGGGUCUGAUGGAUGAAAUCUGCCACCGUCUCAACCUUGUCGAGAGUGAUUAUUUUGGGCUGGAAUUUCGCAACAGUCGGGGAAAUGAGAUUUGGCUUGAACCUGCAAAACUUAUUGUGAAACAAGUGCGAAGACCAAAGAACACAGUGUUCAGGCUCUCAGUCAAAUUUUUCCCUCCUGAUCCUGGCCAACUGCAGGAGGAGUACACAAGGUACCUGUUUGCACUGCAGAUUAAGAGGGACCUGACAGAAAACAAAAUCAUGUGUAGUGAGAAUACGUCUGCUCUGCUCGUCUCUCACCUUUUGCAGUCUGAAAUUGGAGAUUAUGAUGAAACUCAGGAUCUGGAGUACCUCAAGAGUAACACGCUGUUGCCAAACCAGAAAAUAUUGCAGGAAAAGAUUAUGGAAUUCCACCGGCAAAACCUAGGCCAGACUCCAGCUGAAUCAGAUUUCCAAGUAUUAGAGAUAGCACGGAAACUUGAGAUGUAUGGAAUUCGGUUUCAUCCAGCCUCUGACAGGGAAGGGACUAAAAUCAAUCUGGCGGUCGCCCACAUGGGAGUUUUGGUGUUUCAGGGCAAUACAAAAAUUAACACCUUCAACUGGGCAAAGAUCCGGAAACUUAGUUUCAAGAGAAAAAGGUUCCUCAUCAAGCUUCAUCCAGAAGUCCAUGAUUCAUACCAGGAUACUUUGGAGUUCCUGCUGGCUGAUCGUGACCUGUGUAAGAUCUUCUGGAAGAACUGUGUUGAGUACCACAGCUUUUUCAGACUCAUGGACCAACCCAAACCAAAGACCAAGCCAGUUCUAUUCAGCAGGGGCUCCUCCUUCAGAUACAGUGGAAGGACACAGAAGCAACUUGUUGACUACAUGCGAGAGAGUAUGAUUAAGACUACUCCUUAUCAAAGGCGGCACAGCAGAGCACGAAUCUCAGCUCGGACUUCGAGCGCAGACGUGCCUAAACAGAGUCUAUCAUUCACUGAAGGUGUAGAGGUUCCAGGCUCACCGUCUUCAGCUGCUAUCUCCUUUCAAUCCAUCCAAUCUGUACAGAAGACUCUUGUUGACAGUCAGCCUAUUCAUCCUGAAAAUAGCAACGUUCUCCUUGUCAGCAAGCACUCUGCUCGGAAGGCUCCCUCAGAUGUGAAGAGGAGUCCAACGCUGGAAGAUUCGUGGAAGACUUCUGAUCGGCCCUCUCCAAUCUCCUUGCAAGGUUCUGUUGCUGAAGCUGCAGGCAGCUGCAGUCGCUCCUCUUCGGGUUGUGAUGAGCGCAGUGCUUUAACUAGACAGGAUGGUGUUAGUGACAGGAGAUUCCCUCAGAGAAAUGACAAUGAUGAGGAUGACUAUACCACAGGUAGUUUAAUCGACAGCCUGCAGCUGUCUCCUCUCACCACGAGGAGUCCUUUGAAUGUGCUACUUCCUGGAUCCCAGGUGUCCAACCUGGAUUUGCCCAGUCAGUCUCAGUCACCAUUGCAGAGUCCGAUUCUUAGCGAUGCAGGCAGUACGAGGGUGGAUGAUGAAGACGAUGACCGGAGGAAGCGUUGCCCAGCUGACAAGGCUUACUUCAUUGCAAAAGAAAUCCUGACCACAGAGAGGACGUACCUGAAGGAUUUGGAAGUCAUCACUGUGUGGUUCAGAAGUGCUGUUAUUAAAGAGAGUGCAAUGCCAGAAGGACUAAUGACCCUGUUGUUUUCCAACAUUGACCCUAUUUAUGAGUUUCAUCGUGGAUUUUUGAAAGAGGUUGAACAGAGGCUGGCUCUUUGGGAAGGAAGGUCAAAUGCACACGUGAAAGGAGACUACCAGAGAAUCGGCGAUGUUAUGCUUCGGAACAUGUGCGCUCUCAAGGAGUUCACCAGUUAUCUACAGAAAUAUGAUGAAGUUUUAAUGGAAUUGGAGAGAGCCACCAAGCAAUCCAAGAAAUUGGAGGGUGUUUACAAAGAGUUUGAGCUGCAGAAGGUCUGUUACUUACCUCUGAACACAUUCCUGCUGAAGCCAAUCCAGAGGCUGAUGCAUUACAAACUCAUCUUAGAGCGACUCUGCAAACAGUAUCGCCCUGACCAUCGAGAUUACAGCGACUGCAGGAAUGCUCUGAAGGAGGUCAGGGACAUGAGUGCCCAGUUACACAGCAGUUUAAUCAGGUUGGAGCAUUUCCAGAAACUCACGGAGCUGCAGCGAGAUCUUAUUGGCAUUGAGAAUUUGAUUCUGCCAGGAAGAGACUUCAUUCGGGAAGGUUGUCUCUAUAAACUUACCAAAAAAGGCCUGCAGCAGAGGAUGUUUUUCCUGUUCUCUGACAUGCUGUUGUACACGAGCAAAGGAGUGACAGCCAGCAACCAGUUUAAAGUACAUGGGCAGCUUCCUCUAUGUGGAAUGAUAGUCGAGGAGACUGAGAAUGAGUGGUCUGUUCCACAUUGUUUCACCAUUUACUCUGCUCCGAAGACAGUUGUUGUCGCAGCCAGCUCGCGCGUGGAGAUGGGGAAAUGGAUUGAGGACUUGACCAUGGCCAUUGAGGUGGUGAAGAAAUCAAAUGAGAAGAGAGAGACAACGCUGGAAAGCAACAUCUCUGAUUGUUCAAACCGAUCUUCAGACGAAGUGUCACUGGAGCAGGAAUCUGAAGACGAUACUCACUCCUCCCACAGUUCGUUGGAAAAGCAGAUCCACCACCGUGCCAACACCACAAUGCACGUGUGCUGGCAUCGCAACACGAGUGUCUCCAUGUUGGACCACAGUGUUGCAGUGGAGAACCAGCUCUCGGGUUACUUGCUGAGGAAGUUCAAGAACAGCAGUGGGUGGCAAAAACUUUGGGUUGUCUUCACCAACUUCUGCCUCUUCUUCUACAAGACACACCAGGAUGACUACCCCCUUGCCAGUCUUCCUCUGUUAGGCUAUGUUGCAAGCAUACCCACAGACAAUGACCGCAUCCACAAAGAUUAUGUCUUCAAACUACAGUUCAAAUCACACGUCUACUUCUUCAGAGCGGAGAGUGAAUACACAUUUGAAAGGUGGAUGGAAGUUAUAAAGAGUGCAACCAGUUCUCCAGGACGGAUGGUCCAUCUCAGCCAGAAGGAUGGUUGAUUGGGCUGAAAUAUUUGAAGUGCCAUCACCUGUAACCUGGAAAUCUCUGUGCUGACAUUCAUAUCUGGACAACCUUGGAUUGGAGGUCAUUUACAAUGCAACACCAUCUGGGAAGGAAGUGGACCGACUCAUCUCAGCCACUCAGCAUUAGGAACAGACCUGGUCACCUUUCAAAGGAAUACACUACUCGCAUGGUGGUGGAAGAAUGGGUUCCCGGGGGGGAGCUAGGUUGGGUCCGGGUUGAUCAUUUAAUGUCUGCUUUUCAAAUUCCAUUCCUGCUAUUUAACGGUUUAUUGUUGUUUUGUCGAGGGAAUUCUCAUCCAGCAUUUGCAAUCUACCAAAGGAGUUUCUUCCUAUUUAAUAAAUAACUUUAGAACCAA